UGUGAGCGAGUGCCGCGUGCGGCCGUGCAGGCCCGGUGAGUGAGUGCCGCGCGUGAAGUCCUCGUCGCAGCUAUAUGCCGCAGGCGUCCCCCAGGGCCAAAGGGGCCGACCUGAGAGGCUCUGGGCUGCGCUUGGGGUGUGGGCGCGAGAAGGGCGCGGCGGGGAGGGGGCGGUGAUGAUGGUGGUGUGCGAUGGGUGACGGGCGGCCGUGGUGGUCGGGCCCGCGCCGCGUGCGCCGCGUGCACGGCCUCCAGCUGCCACUACACCCGCAGCAGGUGCUCGCGUGGCUGGUGAUGGCCGCCUUUACCUCCCUCAUGUACGGCGCCGUCCUCCCCGCCCUCCACUCGCGCCUCGCCACGCCCCUCGCCGUCGUGACGGGCAUGGUGUUCGCCGCCCACAUCCUCACGCACAUCGUGGCGUUGGCGCUGGACCCCGCCGACACGCAGCUGCGCGCCCGCAAGGACAGGCAGCAGGUGCCCGAAUUCGAUAGAAAUGUGCAUUCGCACGUCAUAGAAAAUGGACGCUGCCAUCUGUGUAAUAUAACCAUAUCUUCUAGUCGGACUAAGCACUGCAGCGCUUGCAACAAGUGCGUGGAUGUGUUUGAUCACCACUGCAAGUGGCUGAACCACUGCGUAGGCCGCCGCAACUACCGCGUGUUCCUGGCGUGUGUCAUCACGGCCAUCCUCUCGUGUCUGCUGGUCAUGGCCACCUGCCUCGCCGAGAUCGUGCUCUACUACUUCAAGCGGGAGUACCUGGCGCCGUGGGAAUCCCCGCGCCCCGAGGUGCCCCCGCCCCCCGUGGAGGAGGUGGAGGACGAGGCAUCGCUCACGUGCUCAGAGGGCGCGCCCUACUGCCACUUCUCCAUCUUCGGUGCUUUGGUCUACGAUGGAGCCUUCAUUGGCCUCCUGUCCACGCUGUUCUCCGUGGCGCUGGUGGCCGAGGUCCUGCUCGUCCACCUGGCCGCCUUUCACGCCUACAUCAUAUGCCUGGGCUUCACCACGUACGAGUACAUCCGGGGGCAUCACCUCCGGGGCUCGACCUCCGCCCACUCCUUCAGCACGUACGGGCGUGACGGCGGCACGGAGCGCGAGGGCGCCGUGUGCGGGUGGGCGGUGAAGCGCGUGCCCGCCAACAACCAGAUCACGCCCUCCUCCACCACGGACACUAACCUCUUGUCCACGAUAUCCGUGGACUCCCUCAGCACCUCCACCACCACGGCCCGCUCCCCCCGGUCUUCCACAUCCACCACGCCCGGCCUCUCCCCCACCACGCCCUCGGACGACAGCCGCUCGCCCUCGGCCUCCAAGAACCAGCUCCUCAACCACAGCUCGCGCAUCCAGCAGAGCGGCGGGCGGGGCUGCGCGGCUAUGGCAUCCCCCACUAACACCGCCCCCAGGACGCCCCCGACGAGGGCCUCCAGUGUGCCCCAGCUGCCCCAGAUCCAGGUGGGGCGCGCCAGGGCCCAGUUGAGGACCCUCAGCCGGGCGGUGUCGACCGCGGUCAGCGAAUUCACGGUGGACGAGGAUGUCGAGGUGCGCGUGGUGGCGCUGCCGCGGCCGCGACCGUCUCGUCGAAGACUGCGCUCCAGCAUAGCGCCGCAUUUGUCGCCCAUCAAGGAGUGCGACCAGAUAGCGCCCAGCCCGCCCACGGUGCGGGCGGUGCGCGAACAAUCGAGUGCGUCCCCGAGUCCGGCCGCCAGUCCCGCCCAAACCCCCGUUCACACGCCCUCCCGCAGUCCGCGGCCGAGCCCCGUGCGCGGGCCGCACACGCCCACCAAGGUGAGUCCGCUGGCGGGCGGCGCCGACGUGACGAGACGUGCCAACGGCCACAGUGUUGUCAGUCGAGUGAAGAUGAACGGUAACGUCGGCGAGACCACCAAUGGCUACAGCAGGACGCCGCCGCCAGUGUCUAGUGCCAAUACCAAGUUGCUGAAGGAGGUGGGGGCGCACGGCGGCGUGUACGUCGGGCCCCAGGACCCCAACUGCAACAUCCUGGGGUCGAGGGCGUGUAACAGCGGUUCCGCCCCGCGUACCAACGGCACGGUGGCCCACGUGGAACUACACAUGUAGGGUCCGCCCGCGCCCGCCAGGACCGGCAACCGCCCACACCGUAAUCUUGCUCACAUGCUCUGCCACUAUUUAUAUGGACAGAUGCCUUUUAUAUCAGAGAAAUAUUGUUAAUAUUGUGAUGGUAAUGCGCGUUUAUUUCUGAUAUUCGGGGUUACAUAAUAGGAUGAAUUGUGUAUUUAGGAUGUGAAGUAAUGAUACUGUAGGUAGCCAAUGGCAAAGAAGUAGCUGUUCAGAGAGCAAUAUAUCGACGACGUAGAGUGUAGCAGCCAGCCAUUAUCGUGCCAACGCUCCCUCCGCCCCGCCACAAACCCUCAGUCCAUUCUGACCCCGUCUUGACCUGUAGUUGACCCUGUUUCGACCCCUACUGGAUCCUCUCUUAACCUAUAGUUAACCCUGCUUUGUCUUGACCUAUAGCUGGCCCCCUGCUUUGACCCCUUCUUGAUCCUGUCUCCGCCCUGUAGUCGACCCCGCCCUAUCUUGACCUGUAGCUGACCCCCCUGCUUUGAACUUCUCCGGAUUCUGUCUUGCCCUGUAACUAACCAAUACCUGAAACCUUAUUGGAUCCUAUCUGGACAUUAAGGUGACUUCGCUUUGACCCUUAAUAGAUCCCCUCCUCGACCUAUAGCUGACCCUGCUUUGACCCUUACUGACUCCCCAUUUUGACCUGUAGCUCUCCUACUCCACCAAACCCGACUGUAGUUUGGCACAUGUAUAUCAACCUCCACCCGACUCUAAUUGUUCCUUAUCCACUUUUGCUUAC
Messenger RNA from Penaeus monodon (black tiger shrimp), 2829 nucleotides. RefSeq names its product palmitoyltransferase ZDHHC11-like. Gene Ontology annotation, biological process: protein targeting to membrane; peptidyl-L-cysteine S-palmitoylation. Gene Ontology annotation, cellular component: Golgi apparatus; endoplasmic reticulum. Lineage: Eukaryota; Metazoa; Arthropoda; Malacostraca; Decapoda; Penaeidae. The record is from RefSeq and is a predicted model, not a curated record. Gene Ontology annotation, molecular function: protein-cysteine S-palmitoyltransferase activity.